Pelecanus crispus (Dalmatian pelican) is the source of this 2104-nucleotide messenger RNA. The record is from RefSeq and is a predicted model, not a curated record. NCBI's taxonomy places the organism in Eukaryota, Metazoa, Chordata, Aves, Pelecaniformes, Pelecanidae.
AUGCCUCGUAGCCCGACAUCAAGUGAAGAUGAAAUGGCACAAAGCUUUUCCGACUAUUCUGUUGAAUCUGAAUCAGACAGCUCCAAAGAAGAAACUAUUUAUGACACAAUUAGAGCAACUGCAGAAAAGCCAAGCAGCAGAAUGGAAGACAGUCAGAGCAACACAUUAGUGAUUCGAAUUAUAAUACCUGAUCUGCAGCAAACGAAAUGCAUUAGAUUUAACCCAGAAGCUUCAGUGUGGGUUGCAAAGCAACGAAUUUUGUGCACUUUGAAUCAGAGUUUGAAAGAUGUCCUGAAUUAUGGACUGUUCCAGCCUGCAAGCAAUGGUAGAGAUGGGAAGUUUCUGGAUGAGGAACGACUUCUUAGGGAAUACCCACAGCCAGUGAAUAAAGGAGUUCCUUCACUAGAGUUUCGAUACAAGAAAAGAGUGUACAAACAGUUCAAUCUUGAUGAAAAACAGCUGGCCAAGCUUCAUACGAAGGCUAAUUUGAGAAAAUUUAUGGAUCAUGUCCACCAUCUCUCAGUGGAAAAAAUCACAAAGAUGUUGGACCGAGGACUGGACCCAAACUAUCAUGACCUAGAAAGUGGAGAAACACCCCUAACUUUGGCAGUUCAGCUUGACAAUACAGUAGAAGUGAUAAAAGCUCUGAAAAAUGGAGGAGCACAUUUGGAUUUCAGAGCCAAAGAUGGAAUGACAGCUCUGCACAAAGCAGCCAGAGCCAAGAACCAAGUAACCCUCAAGACCCUUUUAGAGCUUGGAGCAUCUCCUAACUACAAAGACAGCUGUGGCCUGACACCACUGUACCACACUGCUGUUGUGGGAGGGGAUCCUUAUUGCUGUGAGCUGUUACUUCACGAACACGCUACAGUCAGUUGCAAAGAUGAAAACGGAUGGCAAGAAAUUCAUCAGGCUUGCCGAUAUGGACAUGUCCAACAUCUAGAGCACCUCCUCUUCUACGGCGCCGAUAUGUGUGCGCAGAAUGCCUCGGGAAACACAGCACUGCACAUCUGUGCCCUGUACAACCAGGAGAGCUGUGCAAGAGUGCUGCUGUUCCGGGGAGCCAACAAGGAGAUUAAGAAUUACAACAGCCAGUCUCCAUUUCAGGUGGCUAUAAUAGCUGGAAAUUUUGAGCUCGCUGAAUAUAUCAAGAAUCACAGGGAAGCUGAUAUCGGUUUCCCUUCUCCCCCGUCGCAGCCUGCGGAGCGCCGCUGCGAAGCACCUUUCACACCUCGCUCCCCCCUGCCCUUUGCAAAUAGGAAUUUUUGGCCCCUCGGAGCUCGGGCCGCCUGCACCUCCCUCAGCCCGGUGUUCGCUCCUGCACAAACGCUGGCGGAAGCAAAACAAAGGUUAUAUAAUGAGGGGAUUGCUGCUAAAGUAAAAAGGGAAAAUGAAGUCUUUGUUAAAUGCCUUCACAAAGAAAGAAGUGGGAAUGGAUGCGCCAGUUUUGUGUUUUCUAAAAUCUGUCGGUAUCGACGUGCUCAGCAGUUCUCCGUCCUGGUCCUGCCGCCGUGCCUGAGCACCGUGCCCCUCGUGCUCCCUCCCACUCCCGCCAGAAGGUAUCCCACCAGCCGCUCAAAACUUACAGUAAACAUCCCCCGAAUGCUGGCAAUAUUUGCUUGUGUCGUGCCCUUUAGAGAGGCUCCCACCUAUUCAAACAGAAGGCGGAGACCCCCAAGCACCUUAGCAGCACCUCGGAUCUUGCUUCGUUCCAACAGCGACAACAAUCUGAACAUCAACAACCUCCCUGAGUGGUCAGUCUCCUCCUCUGCUUCUUCACACCGCAGCCUUUCACCUCAUCUACUUCAACAGAUGCAGAAUAAUCCUAAUGGAACUGUAAAAACUGUGGGGAGUUACACUCCGUCCUCCCGGAGCCGGUCGCCAUCCCUAAACAGGCUGGGAGACGAUGCCAAACGACAGCAGCACAGGCACAUCAGUGCCGUUUACAAUCCUAGUGCCAACAAGGAUACUCUGUCUGCCUUGGAUUAUCAGGGUCCAAAACGCAAGCUUUACAGUGCUGUACCUGGAAGACUUUUUAUUGUCGUAAAGCCAUAUCAACCUCAAGGAGAAGGGGAAAUUCAUCUGCACAAAGGAGAUAGAGUCAAAG